This is a messenger RNA of Drosophila virilis, 2064 nucleotides long. Its product is annotated as sodium- and chloride-dependent glycine transporter 1. Gene Ontology annotation, cellular component: plasma membrane. Lineage: Eukaryota; Metazoa; Arthropoda; Insecta; Diptera; Drosophilidae. Gene Ontology annotation, biological process: sodium ion transmembrane transport. Gene Ontology annotation, molecular function: L-amino acid transmembrane transporter activity. The record is from RefSeq and is a predicted model, not a curated record.
UCAGCUGCAUUGCGACGUUGUUAAUCGCGUUUUAUUUAUUUUUCUUGAUUUUGAAUAAUAUAUUUUCUAAUUGUUUUGCUUUAUAAAUAACCAUUUUUGCGGGAUAUGUGAUGCACCAGAGGCUGUGAUUGAAUUUAUAUAGCACAAUAUUGUUCUAUAUAUUAUACGAAUUCCGAAUUCGUACUGUUGCCAUGGUAUACGAGACCUCAUAUGAGAGUGGCCGCAGGCCAUUCAAACCUGACCUGGCUCGUGGCAAAUGGGAAAAGCCAACGGACUACAUUUACGCCUGUUUUGGUCUCGCACUUAAAUUGGAUUUAUUUAUUGUUUCAUAUUGGUUCUAUUUUGAUAUGGGCCUAUUCGGCAUGUUGCCCUACUAUAUCUAUAUGGCCAUAUAUCUGGUGCCGAUCCUGGUCAUACACUCUUUUAUGGGUCAAUUCUCGAGCAGUGGCUUCAUCUCCGCCUUUCGCGUCUCGCCCUUCUUCAAAGGCAUGGGCUACGUGAGUCUGGCCCUGAGUCUAGCCAGUCUGCUCUUCUAUGGAAUCUUUGCCAUUGUCCCACUGAUAUUCAUAAUGCAUUCCCUGCGUCCCACACUGCCCUGGAGCUGCGAAGGCUUUAAGCCAGAGGAAAAUGUAACAACUAUCUGUAAUAUGACGGACACUCAAGUCCAAACGGUGCUGAGCAGCGAAAAUGAAUCGGAUAUCUUUGAAAUGACUGUGGUGCACGUGCCCUCCGUGCUUUAUUUCAGACAGCACUAUGAGACACUAAGGAGUGAUUUUUACAUGGGAGAAAGGCCCGACUACGAGUUAUCCUGGCAAAUUGCCGGCUUCUCAGUCGUCAUUUGGUCGAUCAUCACAUUUAUAUUCUUGAAGUUCUCGGAGACAGCCAAGUUUGGCAAACUGUUACGCUACAUGAUCCUGUCAACCUUGGCGCUUUUGCUGGUGUGUCUGGUGCGUUUCAUGUUUCUACCCGGCGCCUUGGAUGGUAUCACCCACUAUGUGAAGCCGCGCAUGGAUUCGAUGGUGGAUGGCGGGCUCUCCAUGACAAUUAUCGUGCUGCAGGCCUUUGGCUCCGGCUGGGGCAGCGUCAUGGCAUUAUCGAGCUUUAACAACUUCAAGACGAACAUCAUGAGCUACAGCUGGAUAAUUGCCUUCGGUCAGACACUUGUUUAUAUACUCUUUGGUUUGGUUACCUUUAUGCUGGAUCAUUAUUUUGAAACCAUGAAGUCCAACAGCUUCAGUACGUAUGUGGAGGUGAACUGGGUAGUGUAUCUAUCGAGUGCCAGUGCUUUGUCCACCCUGGAAGUGCCCAAUUUAUGGACCAUCAUCUACUAUACCAUGUUGCUGAUGGCUUCUAUAAUUGUGAUGAUCACGCAACUCUUUACGGUUUUCACCAGCCUGUUCGAUGAGUUCGAGCUGCUGCGAAAUUAUAAACAACAGGUUACAGUUGGUGUAUUGUGCUUCUUGGCCAGUGCUUCGCUUUUCUUUUGCACGAAUCAUGGAGUUAUGUACUUCUCGGCGUUAUCCUUGGAUGCCAUUAUGAUCCAUAGCGUUAUGCACUUGCUUCUCCUGUUGGCGGUGCUUUGGGUCUAUGGACGUGAGCGAUUCCAACGCGAUAUAGAAUUCAUGAUUGGACAGCCAUUCGCCUCGUGGAAGAUAUUCAUAUUGCGCUUUAUAGCACCGCUUUUUCUGUUGUAUACCUUGCUCAUUGGGGUAUUCAUUUCAUCCAUGGAACAUGCGUUCAGCUCCUCCGUUAUGUUGCACAUAAGCCUGAUUCUGGUGUUGGUGCCCAUGCUCUUUAUACCGGGCUAUGGCGUGUUUAUAAUGUGCCAGAAUACGGGCGGAUUUUGCGAUAGGUUUAGGCGCGCCUGUCGACCCAAUGAUUGGUAUCCCACCGAAAUGGAGGACCGCCAGCAAUAUGAGGAGGUUGUGGGCAAUGCUGAUAUCACACAUCAGCUCUAUGAGGUCACUGAGGAGGUGAACUAAUGUUGAUGAGCUUUGAGAUUUGUUAAAGGUUUGCGCCCUGCGAUAUCCCGUAUACAUAUAAUAAAAAAGAUAUUUUGUCAAA